Messenger RNA from Monopterus albus (swamp eel), 2939 nucleotides. It is a transcript of the gene lrrfip1b, whose product is annotated as leucine rich repeat (in FLII) interacting protein 1b. The transcript has 15 exons. Gene Ontology annotation, molecular function: DNA-binding transcription factor activity, RNA polymerase II-specific; RNA polymerase II cis-regulatory region sequence-specific DNA binding. The record is from RefSeq and is a predicted model, not a curated record. Lineage: Eukaryota; Metazoa; Chordata; Actinopteri; Synbranchiformes; Synbranchidae. Bases 386 to 1735 code for a protein of 449 amino acids. Gene Ontology annotation, biological process: regulation of transcription by RNA polymerase II.
AGCUAACGUUAGCUAGCUAUAAAAGGACGAACUGCGGCGGCAGCUCGGCCCUCUGCCGUUCCGGUCACUCUCCGUCCGUCGAAUAGCCUCAGAAAAAUAUUACUUUUUUAUCUCGAAGUCUUUAUUUAAGCGUUCUCCCGUUUUGACCAACAAUCCCGUAAGUUCCGGUCUAAAGGACACCUCUGGAUAUUUUUGCCCUCGGUAAAUCGCUCCUGAACGAUUGGCGCAUGCGGAUAGUGAACUAAGAUAAGCUGACCGACGAGUAGCGUUAGAAAAAGACCGGGGUUUAAUCUCCGGAUUAAUUUAGUAGUUUGUUUUCUUCUGAGCACCGGGCCCGUAUGUUCCGGACUAAAGGAUAAUUCGGCUCCCGGUAACGACCUCCUGAAUGAUGGGGACUCAGGGACCAGGCAGGAAAAGAAUACCGAACCGGGAAAAGCUGAUCGCCGAAGAUGAUGCCCUCAACCAGGUCGCACGGGAGGCGGAGGCAAGGCUGGCAGCGAAGCGAGCCGCAAGAGCUGAGGCCCGAGAGAUCAGGAUGAAGGAGCUGGAGCGACAGCAGAAGGAGCUGUUUCAUAGCCACAAGAAGUAUUAUGGUCUGGACAAUAAGUGGGGUCACAUUGAACAGUGGAUGGAGGACAGUGAACGGUAUUCUUGCCACUCACGGAGACACGCUUCGGUCUCAGAUGAUGAGGAGAGGAUGUCUGUGGGGAGUCGAGGCAGCCUCAGGCCUUCAGACUACAGUGGGUUUCUGGGUUCCAGCUCUCGAGCCUCCUCCAGGGCCAGUUCAGCUCGUGCGAGCCCAGUGGUGGAGGAGAGACCUGACAGAGAUUUCCUGGAUAAAGGUUCCAGGACUGCAUCGACUCUGUCGGCUGCCACACUCGCUUCUCUGGGCGGCGCUUCGUCUCGCAGAGGAAGCGGCGACACUUCGUUCUCCGUGGAAACCGAGGCAUCAAUCAGAGAAAUCAAGGACUCUCUGGCGGAGGCAGAGGAGAAGUACCGUAAAGCAAUGGUUUCUAAUGCUCAGCUUCACAAUGAGAAGUUGACCCUGAUUUAUCAGUUGGAAACUCUGAGGGAGGAGCUGAGCGACAUGGAGGAGCUGCUCUGGGAGGCACGACGGCACUGUGACGACAGGACCAGGGAGUUUGAGCGUGAGUGUCAGGCUCACAGUGUCCUUCAGUUCCAGUUUAAAGAGAUGACUGAAACUCUGAGGCAGGCUGAAGAGUUGCUGACGGAGGUGUCUGACCUGCGGUUGAAGAGCAGUAGUUUCUGUCAGGAGAUUUCUGAUCUGCAGGAAACUCUGCAGUGGAAGGAGAAGAAGAUUAUGUCGUUGGAGAGGCAGAGGGAAAUCUCUGACAUUGUUCGGAUCGAACGAGACCGUCUUAGAGGCGAGGUGAUCCGACUCCAAGAUUUACUCAAGAAACACGGAGUCGUCGUCUCACCUGAAGUCAAAACCAAUGGCGACACAGGACAGGGGGAGGGCGAGGUCCAGGAUGAGGACACUGUAGACUGUGCCUCCCAUUUGUCUCAGGAGUCGUCUCAUGGCAGCAGAGAGAGCGUGCUCGUCACUUCGGCUUCGCCCUCCAAUGUUGUCUUCAUGAUCUUUCAGGGAAGGUUCAGGAGCAGCAGCCAACAGGGGGCAGCAAACUUCCACUGGACGCCCGCUGUCAGAUUUACAGCAGUUCCUGGUCUCCGACUGUCACCUCCACAAGUGAACAAAGCAAAGCUGAUGCUUUGAAACCGGUAAAGGUGGCAAAUAAACAAGCCAGUGAUGCACAAGAUGGAGCAGAAGAACAUCCAGACAGAAAUGAGGGCACAAGAACCAAGGGAAAUGAGAAAGAGCCAAUGAAGACAUUGCAAUUCACAAAUCUUCUGUUUGGAAACAAAGGAAUUAAAACACAACCAGUGCAAAAUGAGCCAGGAACUGUUGCUUGGAUACAUGACCCGAAAACAAUCAACCUAGUGACAGAAGAUAAUGACCAGGUAUUUACAGGGCAAACUAAAGACCUCAAAUUAAGAGUUUUUCCACCUCAACCCUCAAAGGACCUCGUCUUUGAUAACAAAGCAACAGUGUUGAGUAUCUGGGCUGCUGACAGUCAAACCUCUCCAUCUGAAGAGAAGCAAAAACGAGAUGUCAAAGGUGCUGUGAUAAAUGAGGCUUCAUCUUCUGGCUUGGUGUCAGCUGUAGAUCAGAGUUUCCAGAAUAAGGAGAAAGAUGGAACCAUGAACAGGGCUGGAAGAUGUUCUGAAAGUGUGUCAAACAUUUCAGCCUUGUGUGCAACAGAAAAAAUGUACAAGAUGAGUUCUUUCAGGAUACAUGAAGAGGGACCGGUUAAAGAGGCUAUUCAUCCAAAAUGUAACAAGCAGACAAAAAGGGUUUGUGCAGAAAACGCAAUACAAAGAAUGCUGAGAGGGUUUGUUGAAAAUCAGGGUUUUGUGGAUGAAAUCUGGAGAAUUAUUCUAGAAAUUGCAGGAUCUCUCAAUCGGUGGAUUCCAGAAUUACAAGGUACGCUAAGGAACAUUUGCGGAAAUAUGUCUGUUCGGGUUGGUAGAGCUGACAAAGAAUCAUCAUGUCAAAUGAAACUUCCUGCAGAACCUGAGCCGCCUUUAAAGGGGUCACCAGAAGGAGAUAAAGUGAGGACGUAAACUCAGCUGGACAUUCAGCAGCACAGGAGGACGGUUUGGUCUUGGGGCUGUUGGAAACACCAUUUCUGGUGGAACGUCCUCAGUCCUCUGUCUUCGGUGACUCCACUGAUUCAAGAAGAAAAGUCUGAAACCAUUAAGGAUUUCAGAGAAAGUGGCGAACUAGCAGCUUCAGUAAUGGCUUUGAAUUCCGUUCAGAACAAAAGUCUGGUGUAAAUUCUGCAAUAAAGUGAGGAUAAGGAUAAUCACCUUUUAUUGGCCAAGUAUGUUACACACAAGGAAUUUGUUUCCGGUACAGA